This is a messenger RNA of Schistocerca cancellata (South American locust), 2957 nucleotides long. RefSeq lists its product as uncharacterized. NCBI's taxonomy places the organism in Eukaryota, Metazoa, Arthropoda, Insecta, Orthoptera, Acrididae. The transcript is spliced from 9 exons. The coding region runs from base 498 to 1778 and encodes 426 amino acids. The record is from RefSeq and is a predicted model, not a curated record.
AGCCGCGGUGGGCGUGUCUCGCGGGCGCUGCAGUUUUUUUUUGCUCAACGGUGUUUUCGUGUUUUCUGGGUCUCACCCACUUCCUUAUCAGUUCCGAGCGCUCCGUGAAUCUAGCUGUACCUCUCCGGUUUGAGCAUCCAGUGUUCCCGACACAAACUCGUCUUGUUCUGAUUCUCUAACGUCCACGUUUAAAAAUCAAAAGAUGGUGACCUCACCCUUUAAAAGCAAUUUUAAAAUUACUUACCUUGGCCUACGGCGCUGAUUAAGUCUUUCUUCCUCUCAGUAUGCCUGCUGGUCAUUGUGGUAUAGUACUCGAAGCAUUCUACUAACUAUUUACUGAGUUCGCCUUAAAUGUAGACUUCCCACACUAAAUGUUUGUGCCGCGGGUGGAGUCCAAACAGGCGGCUAUUGCGGCGUUUUUAACUUUUUAAGUAGCCGAUACAGGUCUUCCACCGAUAACCGUUCCAUCGUCAAAAGAGAAAAGUAAUACGGUAGCUAUGCCGUUUCCUGGGGCGUGUGCGCCGGUGUUACUGCUGGUCUGUUCCAUUUCGCUCUGGCGGAUGACGUCCUGCGGCCCACCGCCGAAGAAACUUGGCGGGACAGCUGGUGGUGGAGCUGAUGAUCCCUCCUGGUCACCGCUGACCGUUGCGCACUGCAGGGCCACAUGCUUGAAAGAGUUUUCUGAGGAUUUCCAUCGGGAUGCGUCAUGCAUGCAACACCCGGAUUGCUUUGCGUGCUGGCAAAACUGCGAGAUGUUGCACGCCAAUUGGUCGAUCUGGAGCAGCAUGUGUUCUGAGAAGACGUCAUGCUUCCCGGGCUGCCGGGCGGCGUGCCGCUUCUUCGCGGAGUUCCGGGCGUCGCCGCAGCAGCAGCGCCAGCUGCAGCCGGUGCGCGAGACGAGCGCGGCCGACCUGCUAGUGGUGCUGGGCGUCGAGCUGCGCUGGCCGCGGCCGCCGCGCACGCUGGAGCGCAGGGCGCGGCUGCCCGCGACGCCGGGCGCUUCGGAGCCGCGGCAGGUGGCGGCGGGGUCUGCGCGGGUGCUGGUGGUGGACCCGGGCGGCCUGCGCACCGUCUACACGCCCGCGGGCGCCCGACAGCCCACGCUGGGCGGCGGCGCCGCCGCGCUGGGGACCGGACUCGUGGCCGCGCCCGCCGGCUGGGUGCUGCCGGAGGAGAAGGGCGGCGUGUGGUCGGUGAGGGUGCAGUCGCUGAUCCACCAGGGGGUGCUGGUGAUAGCGGAGCUGUCGUGGCGGGUGCCGCCCAAGGAGGCGGAGCGGCAGCGGCGCGCCGGCCACCAGUACCUGGUCACCUGGGAGGUGGACGGCGGCGGCAUCACCGGCAACCUCUACACCGACUCCACCUGCGUCACGCUCUCCCUCUGGCCCGACACGGUCUUCCACAUACAGGUGGAGCUGGUUUCACGCUCCGAGUCAGUGAGUCGCAGCCGGCCGCUGGUGGUGGACACCGGCAGGCUGGGGGUUGAGGGGCUGUCAGCUGGAGGCGGAAUUGGGGGCGGAGGCGGCGUCUGGCUACAGGGCGUGGCCGGCCCGAUCGUGGGGGCGGCACUGAAGGCGGUGGUGGCGCUGUUCGCCCUCUUCUUCUGCUACCGCGGCUCCUUCCUGCGCCGCCACCACCAGGAGCCGGAGAAGGCGGCGCUCAUCGUGGACUUCGAGGACGAGCCUUGCUGCAAGAAGGAUUCCACGUUGAAUCCAGUGUGGACGGGUAUUGAAAAGGAAGCAACGCCUCUCGAAGAAAAGUGCAACAACAUCCAUGUAUGAAGGGACCUACCUGUUCCUUAUUACUACCAGUGUCAAAAUAGGUUUCUGCAAGGCUACCCUAAUAAGUCUACAAAACCUUUUUGUGAAAUUCUAGUCAAGUUUUCUCAAGUGCUUCAUUAAGAAGAUGUUGCAAUUGUAUAAAAACUUACCAAGGUCCUUCUGUAUUGAUUAGGUCCUGUAACACCUCAUAAGCUUGAAAUUCGUGCAUAGCUUAGUGCUUACAAAGACUGUUCACAAAGGCAAGGGUGUGUGCCACUAAAUUAGCUUGUUUUCAAAUGUGGCAUUUGGUUCCAUCAGAUUGUUGAGGUCAUUCAGUUACGUUAAAGCAAGCUUAGAAGUAAUGUACCCAUCAUAGUCCAUGUUUAUGUGCUACUGUGCUUCAUUUGUUAUUGAGACCUAAAUGAGAGAAACAAUGCCUGUAGGUAGUAGGGUUCAGUAAAUGCUGAAAGUAAUGGUCAAUGUUCACCAGAUGAAAAUAUUAAUUUAACACACAUUUUUGGAAAUGCGUGUUCUUUACUUAACGGUAUUUCUAAAUAGUAAAAUUUUCUGAUUAUUAUACCCGCUGUCUACAUAAUAUUUAAAAGCCUGGUAUUUUAAAAUAUUAAUAGUACCAAACUUAAAACAUGACUGUAUUUCUUGUAUUUUCAACCAAUUAUUAAAUUCACUUUCAUUUUUUCUAAUGAUGUUUGCACACAAUUUAAAUGUUUAAAUAUUUUUCUCAUAAAUUUGAACACUAGCACAAAUACUUAAAAAUCAAUUUCCAGUUAUAUUUCUUUCAUAGUACGUAAUACUUUGUGUCAUUAUGUUUAAGUCUACAUACAUUACAAAUGUUCCUAACAUGAUACAAUAACUACAACUAUACAUGUACUAAUUAAAUUGUUUCAGUGGUUGUGCAUAAACAUAAUAAGUAGAUUAAGUAGUCAUUGAGAUAAAUUAUUUAUUAAUAUGGCCAAUAUUCAUUCUUCAACAGCAUUGAUCCAGGUACAUAUGUAAACAUAAUAUGUUUCAUAAACUUCCAUAAAUUUGUGUAGAACAUCUAUUUCUCAUGAAGAUAUCAUAUACUAUGCUUUUGACAGCCUAAUCUAUCCUCUGUGUUAUUUUUGUAUGGUAUAUUUAUCUUGUAUCUCCUUACUUUUCCAUAAACUGUGCAAUCAAAAUAUAAUAGACAUGAAAGCUGAA